This is a messenger RNA of Apus apus (common swift), 2340 nucleotides long. RefSeq names its product NIMA related kinase 5 (gene NEK5). Gene Ontology annotation, biological process: protein phosphorylation. The record is from RefSeq and is a predicted model, not a curated record. The transcript is spliced from 22 exons. Gene Ontology annotation, molecular function: ATP binding; protein kinase activity. Bases 1 to 2340 code for a protein of 779 amino acids. Lineage: Eukaryota; Metazoa; Chordata; Aves; Apodiformes; Apodidae.
AUGGAUAAAUACGAAAUAAUUAAAAAAAUUGGAGAAGGAUCUUUUGGCAAAAUAUUCUUGGCAAAGGGAAAAGAGGAUAAUGAGAAGUGUGUUAUCAAAGAGAUCAAUUUUACUAAGAUGCCUGUGGAAGAAAAAGAAGCCUCUCAGAAAGAAGUCAUUCUUCUGGCCAAGAUGAAGCAUGCAAAUAUCGUAACCUUCUAUGCUUCUUUGCAAGAAAAGAGCAAGCUAUAUAUUGUGAUGGAAUAUUGUGAUGGUGGAGAUUUGAUGCAGAGGAUAAAUAUGCAGCAUGGAGUGCUGUUUGAUGAGGACCAGAUUCUAAGUUGGUUUGUGCAGAUCUCCUUGGGUUUGAAGCAUAUUCAUGACCAGAAGAUUUUACACAGGGAUGUAAAAGCACAGAACAUUUUUCUUAGCAAUAAUGGAAAGGUAGCAAAGCUUGGGGACUUCGGCAUAGCAAGACAGUUGAACAGCACUAUGGAGUUUGCCCACACCUGUGUAGGGACCCCCUAUUAUCUGUCACCUGAGAUCUGUGAAAAUCGACCUUACAACAAUAAAACAGAUAUUUGGUCUCUUGGCUGUGUACUUUAUGAGCUAUGUGCACUAAAGCAUCCUUUUGAAGGCAAUAAUUUGCACCAGCUGGUGAUGAAAAUCUGCAGAGGACGUUUUCAUCCAGUGUCUCCCAAGUAUUCGUAUGAUCUGAGGGUAUUAAUUUGCCAGUUGUUUAAAGUAUCUCCAAGAGAUCGACCCUCUAUCAAUUCGAUUCUAAGGAAGCCCUUCCUGCAAAAACUCAUUCUCAGGUAUUUGUCCCCUGAGCAGGAGCUUAGUCACACUGUGAUACAUAGAAAAAGACUUGCAGCAUCACAGUCUGGAGCCAAGCUGAUACAGGCACAUAAACUUCAAAAAACGAGAGAUCAGGACCAAGAUUCUCCAGAAUCUGAAAUGGUGGUGCUUCUCAAGAAACAGCAGUUCAUUCAAAGAAAUGAAUUGAAACCUCUUUCAAGAGGACAACAGCUACAGGCCUCCCAAUUUAAGGUGUCAGAAUGUCCAGAAAGUGUUAGAGUACAUGACCAUUAUGGUCAUUACUAUGAUGAGCUUAACAACUUGCGGAGGAAAGCUUAUGCACAUUAUCACCUUUCUCAUAUCAGCCAAAGAUUUGAAGAAUACUAUAGACUAAAAGCACCUCCACCCCCACCACCUGACUGGUCUGCAGAAUAUUUUCAAAGAUGUUCUGAAGCCCAACAGUACAAGAUUAAAGUGGAAAAACAGCUGGGACUGCGACCAUCGUCUGCUGAUGCGUAUCAUGACCAAGUUCAGAAGCACAAAAUAAAGGAAAAGCAUCUCAAAAACCAUCAACAGAACAUGUCUAGAAAGAAUAAAAUGAAAGAAGAGGAGUACCUGAAACAAUUGCAGAAAAUUCGGGAAGAAUACCACAGCAAUAUAAAAGAAUUCAGAUUUAAAGCAGGAGUACACCAGGAGAAUGAAAAAAUACAAGAUAAAACCUAUCUUGUGAGGCAAGGGAAAGCUGAGGACCAAUCUGAAACCAAGGAUACAGCUGGAACAGGAGAAGAAUCACUUCAGAACAUGGAAGAAAACUUUAAGCGAGUCAGACUCCAGGACAGGCAAGACCAAGAAGUCUUAGAAAGGAAACAUAACAGAAAGGGUGGAGUAAAGUUUGAAAUUAAUUUAGAUUCAUGCAUUCUUGAGGAAGACAGCAUUCAAGAAGCAGAGGUACUAGAUAAAGUCAAUGAGACUGUAACUUUUGUGGAUGGUGAGAAUCCUAAGGAGGAAUUGGUGGAAGUUGAUGAAGAUCGCCUGGGCAGAACUUUUGAAGAACUACCUGGAUACCAAACAGAGUCCAGUGACACAGGUGAUGGGAAAGCAAACAGAAAACGUUGGCAAGCUGGAGUCCCUCAGACACUGCUGAAUUUUUUAGCUGAUGCUGAUGUCAUGUCUGUAUGUCCUACUAUGGCUGAAAAUGAACUUGAUGACCAUGCUAUUCUGCCUGGAGGCAGCCCAGAAAACAGGAAGCAGUGGAAACAAACACCACCACAAACACUCCUGAACAUCUUAGCAAAAGCAGAGCUGUCUAAUGAUUCCUUCAUCUGUCUUGAAGAAGAAAUAGAAGGCAAGGAAGAUGAUUCAGAAACACACACUACUGUUGCUGUCAAUGAAGACAGACUUGAGCCAAGAUCAGAUGAUGAAGACACAAAUUUUGAAGAUUCUGAAGAUGAACUCAGACACAAGCUGGAGGAGUCUCCAGAAAAAGUGGCAACUUCUGCAGCAGAGAGUAGCAUGGAGUCUCCCAUCCUUUCACUGAGUAAAGAUCAAAGAGAUGAAGAUUAA